GUCUCUUUCGUAUUUAAAGAGAAAAUGAGAAAUCUUAAAAAAAUUCAGCACCGCUGAGCCAAAGAAGCGUCUCUCUCUCUCUCUCUCUCUUUAUUUUUCUCAUUUCCAUUGGAGUUGAGAAUGGCUACUUCGACAAAAAUAACGCCGGGUCAGGUGUCUUUCUUACUUGGUUACAUCCCUAUUUUCGUAGUCUGGGUGUACUCUGAGCUAUUGCAGUACUGGAAAAGAAAAUACAGUUCAAAGCUUGGAAAACAUUAUGAUGCCGAUUUGGCUUGUCGGCAUCUUGCGCAUCCUAGGGAAGAUACUGAAACUCAUCUACUAGAGGGAGGUCUUGUACCCGAUUCUUCAGAAAACUGCAAAUUUUCACCCAUAGUCAGGCUCUUCUGUUUGGACAAGGAUUUUUUGAUUGAGAAUCGUUUUAUCUUGAGAACCAUGGUGGAAUUUGGAGCUCUUCUGCUGUACUAUUAUAUUUGCGACAGGACUGAUCUCUUUGGAGAAUCAACAAAGAAUUACAACAGGGACAUUUUUUUGUUCCUGUACUUCCUGCUCAUCAUUGUAGCUGCCAUGACUUCGUUUAAGGUCCAUCAUGAUGGAUCAACAUUUUCAGGAAAGCCCAUAAUGUAUUUGAAUAGGCAUCAGACCGAAGAGUGGAGGGGGUGGAUGCAGGUAUUGUUCCUGAUGUAUCACUAUUUUGCUGCAAAAGAAAUCUACAAUGCAGUCCGUAUCUUUAUUGCAGCAUAUGUGUGGAUGACUGGAUUUGGCAACUUCUCUUAUUAUUAUAUUCGAAAGGAUUUCAGCCUUGGACGGUUUGUUCAGAUGAUGUGGAGACUUAACUUCUUUGUUGCUUUUUGCUGCAUUGUCCUUAAUAACCAUUAUAUGCUCUAUUACAUCUGCCCAAUGCAUACGUUCUUCACUCUUAUUGUGUACUGCGCACUUGGAUUUCAGAACAAAUAUAAUGAUCGAAGUUCAGUCAUAGCAAUAAAAAUUGCUGUUUGUUUUCUAGUGAUAGUUUUGGUAUGGGAGAUACCUGGUGUAUUUGAUGUUGUAUGGAGUCCAUUUACAUUUCUCUUAGGCUAUGUUGAUCCAAGUGCAAUAACGAAGUAUCCACCCAUGCAUGAAUGGCAAUUUCGUGCUGGACUUGAUCGUUAUAUCUGGAUUGUGGGAAUGAUAUAUGCAUUUUACCAUCCAACUGUUGAGAGAUGGAUUGAAAAGCUUGAAGAAGCUGAAGUAAAACGGAGAAUGUUAAUCAAAGUUUCCAUCGCAACCGUUUGUGUAGGGGCUGGAUACUUGUGGUAUGAGUUUGUCUACAAGUUGGAAAAGUACACAUACAACAGAUAUCAUCCCUACACCUCAUGGAUACCAAUUACUAUCUACAUUUGCUUGCGGAACCUAACUCAGCAGUUUAGAAGCUAUUCACUCACUCUAUUGUCGUGGCUUGGAAAGAUAACAUUGGAAACCUACAUAUCACAGUUCCAUAUUUGGCUCAGAACUGGAGGGCCAGAUGAACAGCCAAGGAUGUUGCUUUCUCUAAUUCCUAAUUACCCUAUGCUCAACUUCAUGCUCACAUCUGCUAUUUACAUCACGGUUGCCCAUAGAAUCUUUCAAUUGACCAACAAACUCAAGAUGUUUUGCAUACCUAGUGGCGAUGACAAAAAUCUGAUUUACAAGAUCAUUGCAGCAAGCAUUGUCUGUAUCGCCUUAUACUGCUUGUCAUUGUUGUUGCUUAAGCUUCUGUGAAUCAUGGGCUUGCGAUCUUAAUAUGAAUCUGUUGUCGGCUUUGUUGGCAUAAAAUUAUGUAAAUAUUGAUCUACUAGAUGUGUAUUUUUUUUCUCUUUUGUGGCAUGUAACACUUAUAAUCUGUUAAAAUUCUGUUGUACUAUUCUAUCUUUUUGGUAAGAAUUUAAGCUCGUAUUUCCUUAAGAUAUGUUUGUAAUUGUGCUAAUCAAAAUUAUGUGCA
Dendrobium catenatum is the source of this 1957-nucleotide messenger RNA. Its product is annotated as protein REDUCED WALL ACETYLATION 4. The transcript has 16 exons. Gene Ontology annotation, cellular component: Golgi apparatus. Gene Ontology annotation, biological process: xyloglucan metabolic process; xylan biosynthetic process; plant-type secondary cell wall biogenesis. The coding region runs from base 121 to 1737 and encodes 538 amino acids. NCBI's taxonomy places the organism in Eukaryota, Viridiplantae, Streptophyta, Magnoliopsida, Asparagales, Orchidaceae. The record is from RefSeq and is a predicted model, not a curated record. Gene Ontology annotation, molecular function: acetyltransferase activity.